Saccostrea echinata is the source of this 1222-nucleotide messenger RNA. Its product is annotated as kynurenine formamidase-like. NCBI's taxonomy places the organism in Eukaryota, Metazoa, Mollusca, Bivalvia, Ostreida, Ostreidae. Gene Ontology annotation, molecular function: hydrolase activity. Bases 171 to 1139 code for a protein of 322 amino acids. The transcript is spliced from 11 exons. The record is from RefSeq and is a predicted model, not a curated record.
AGACUGUCUAAGAUAUUCAGAAAAAAAAAAACAUUCAAAAAAUAAAAUUGCUAUUUAAAAAAUCUGUAUCAGGCUAUCAGCUGUCGAAACCAAAAAAAAUCUUGCACACGAGUUUUGCCAUAGAAAUGAAAAAAAAAAUAACACUAUAAACUGUUGUUUAUGACAGUCAUAUGACCUCCACCAUGGAAGAGAAUCAAAAUUUUGACAGCGAUUUGUGGAGAAAAUGGAGCAGAGAGGAACUGGAUUACCAGUAUAGCCCAUCUCGCUGGUCCAAACAAGGAACUCCAGAACAAGUCAUCAAUCACCAUGUUAAGUGGACAGCAGAAGAGAGUAAAAAAGUUCGUGAUAACAUUGAAUGCGAGUUGAAUAUCUCGUAUGGACUGACCAAUGGGCAGAAGAUGGACAUAUUUGGUGCCAAUACAUUACCUGGGGAGGCCCCCAUAUUUGUAUUCAUUCAUGGAGGAUACUGGCAGGCUAUGAGUAAAGAUGACCAUAGUUAUGUGGCCCACCCCCUGACCAAAGCUGGAGCAGUGACAAUCUUACUGGAAUACACUUUGGCACCUAAAGCAAAUAUUGAAACAAUUGUGGCCGAGGUGCAGCAGGGGAUGAAGUUUAUUCUAAACAUGGCUAAGCGUCGACAGUCAAGGGGUGUUUAUCUCUGUGGUCACUCAGCAGGAGGACAGCUGGCGGCCAUGUUACUCUCAGUUGACUGGAUGUCAGAAUGUAUGGUCUCUAAUUCCGUCAUCAAAGGUGCUAUACUUAUUAGUGGAGUAUUUGACCUAAGACCUCUGGUACCCUCUCCAAUUAAUGAUCCCCUGAAGAUGACUGAGACCUCUUCCUGGGAGAACAGUCCUAUGAAGGUGAUGGGGGAUAUCAUUAAUCGUAGUAAAAACAGGAAAAUAAUCCUAGCAGUGGCAGAGGAUGACCCAAAAGAAUUCCACAGACAAACACACCAAGCAUUCCAGGUCCUGAUGGCCACUGAUAUCACCACAGACUGUGUGAUAAGUCCAGGAGUUGAUCAUUUUGGAAUUGUGGAGAAAUUACUGUAUGAAGACUUCCACCUGACGCAGAUGGCAGUUGAGAUGAUGAAUCUGAAUAUUGCAGAAAUUGACAAACAAAUGCAGAAAACAGCUGUUUAGAAGGUUUGAAGAUGUGUUUGUAAGCUAACACUAUGGACUAAUCCUGUAAAUUUAUUUUGCUACAAUAUAAAUAUACAAAUAUG